Ectocarpus siliculosus is the source of this 4551-nucleotide messenger RNA. The record is from the annotation of a GenBank genome assembly. NCBI's taxonomy places the organism in Eukaryota, Phaeophyceae, Ectocarpales, Ectocarpaceae.
AUGGCCGGCGUAGCACGUCCUGACUCAGACUACGCGAGGCAUGUGCGGGAGCAGAUGAUGGCUGGUGUGGCGGCUGCCCAGCGUGGCAAUGACGACGCGCGCCGCCCGGGCCCGGUUGCUGCUACUAUUCCCGCAGACCGAGGACGAACUUUGCCGCAUGCCCAGCCUGUAGAAACGGAAGACGGCACAACUACGGUGUCUUCGACGAUUGAUCGCAAGGCCGAGUAUGCGAGCCAACUGCGGGAGCAGAUGGCUUCUGACGAGGCUACAAGGAAGGCCAUGGAAAUCGAAAGGAAAUGUAAAGUCUCCACCGUUUCCUCUGCUGCCGGCCCUGCCAUUGGGGAACAUGAAGAAGGUCUCCGGGGUGGUGAGGACGAAUGGGUGAAUGAAUCGGUGAGACAAGCGAAGGCCGAAUACGCCCAACAGCUGCGAGAGCAGAUGGCUGCGAAGGAGAACGCACAGCGGGCCGCAAAAGGGGAGAUGGAAAACUCUCGUUCUGCGAACGCUGGGCCGAGCUGGAUCGAGGGCGCUACGGAAGGAAGGAAAGCGCGUCGAAGACGAUCCAACACGGAGUACGCUGAGCAGCUCCGAGCUCAGAUAGCAGCACAAAAAAGUAUCAAUCAAGCUCAACAGAGUCUUGUGGCUGCGAGAGUGCAGCCACCGAAGGACAUGUUUGAGCAGGGUGGAUAUGAGAAAUAUUACCAGCAGCUGCACCAACGGUUGCUAGGGGGAGUCAGCUCGUUUGAUUAUCAAAGCGGAGAACCCGAGCGGCGUAGAUCACAGAUUGACGACCACCGCAGUCAGGGAAGGCCCAGGACAGAGGAGAAGAUUUCUCUUUCGCGAGGGGAGGUUAGCAACCCUUUGGCGACAGCGAGGCAGGAGCGGGUGAAUCACCAGAGGGAGUACGCCGAGGCAUUGCGACGGGACAUGGCUGCGCCGAAGGUCGACUCGCUCGGAAGGCCUAUCGGGGAUAUCACCAGCCCCUCCAGAACACGGCUCAGGAACAGUAACAGCGGCACAAGAAACACCAACAACAACCCCGAAUUCUUCGGGCAGAAUUACGGAAAUAGCGCCCCACGUGAAGCCGGGCACCUCCAGCCCGGCCCGCGACCCCAAGCGGGCGAGCACGUUCGGGAUUGGAGCCAACAGCCCUUCGAAAGAGAAUACCUGCGAGAACACGCAACUCCAUACGGCGCUUGGCCGUCAUCUCAGGCUCAAAGCCAAGGGCCGUACGAAGUGGGAGAGCACCGACACAGUCGACAACCUCCUGUCCCCGGAACCCACUACGAGGCCUACGGUAGCAACCCGAAGGGUUACCCCAGCCGUGGGGACUAUGACGAGCUAGAAUACCCUACGGGAAGACGGGGGAAUGCGAAGUGGGUAGCUGAUGGGAUUUCCGCCUCCGGGCUUCCUCCUCCUCGGAGAGAUUUCGUGGAUGAUGGAGAACGACGGGGGGAACGUUGGGGCACGAGCGGACCCUAUCCAGAAAGAGGAGGCGGGUAUCCCGGUAAUCGUACAAGAUUGCCGGAGUUCGGAGGCAAGAGCUGGGACAUCACUAACCCUUCUGUGGGGGGCGGGCACGACAGAAAUGUACAUCCGGGUCCGAUUAGGGACCAUCGUGAACAGCAGGACCGUCGGUACUUUGGACCUAGAGGUCCUCCCGGCGGGGCUCCAGCAGCGGGGGGUGGGGUUGGGGUACGUUCCACGAAGGCCAGUACGAUGCACAAUCCUGUCGACCCGGAGGAACUCGCCAGGAUACAAGCAAAGAAGGAGUCUUAUCGGAGAGACCUGGAGGCUCAGAUGGCCGAGCACACAAAACUCCAAGACCAGCGAAAGCAGGGGGUGCCCGGAUCUAAGGAGGCCGAGGUUUUCCACCUGCAGAAAGCUAUGGAAGAGAGAAGCGAGCGAAACAAAAUGGCGCCCGGUUACGAAAUAGGCCCUCUCGGCGUACCCGUGAUUAAAGACAACUACUCUACAACCGGCCGAGGGCAGAGAUCUCCUGCAAAGAUGCGUGCCGUCGCACCCGCUGCCACGGGUAACCAAGGGCUCUCUGCAUCAUCUGCGAUAGAUCCGUCGAGCGGGCCCGUUGGGGAAUCGACCCCGCAAACAAGCAGCGAGCUUUUCGGUAGCGGACACGAUGGGACAUCGUCAUCGCUACUGGCUCCAUCCGGGGGUGGUGCAGAUGUUAGUGAUGCUGAGGGUGUUGGUGCUCCAUCAAGGCGGGGUAGCGGGUUGAGGGAGCUUCUAGGCAUAGAGACGAAUGCCGAGAGGGACAGGGAGAAAAGCAGGGUGCAGGCUGAAGCUCUCAAGAAGCAAGUCGAAGACAACAAGGUCCGGCGGGACAUCCAAAAGGCCCAACUGGAGUUGCAUGAACGAAAGGAGGAACUCAGGCUUCAAAAGGAACGAGAGCAGCUUCAUGAGAGGGAAGAGGAGAAGCGGGAGGAUGCAAGGGUGGAGAGGGAGCAAAAGGAGCUCGAAAGAAAGUACGCCAGGGAGCGGGCUGCUGAAGAACCCCUCGUCCAGGCGUCCUCCAAUCCGGCCAAUUUGCCGGUGUCUGAGUUUCCUACGAAAAAGGGGGGAGGCACCCGUUCCCCGAGGCCGAUCAAAUCACCGCGCGAGCUCGAGGUCAACGAGAAGAGACACGAGGAUUCUGUUAUGAUGCCGCAUCUUCCCGGGCGGGAGCGUGGGACACCGUCCAUUGAAGCGCAAUCGGACAACGGCGAACAAAUGGUGGAGCCCAGCAAAAUUGAAACGAAGGGCCCCGUCCAAAGUGAUGGCCCAUCUCCUCACCAACCUCCUGCGUCUCCACGGGGCCUCGCUACCCCAAGGGAGGGGGUAUCCAUCGAGAAGCUUCGCACCGAGCUAUGGAAACAGAAGCAGCUGACAGAGGUGUUGAGACACGAAGUCGGCCAGCAAGAGGCCGAGAAAAGGAAGCUUAUUGAUAUCGCAAGGGUCGCGAAAGAGUCGGAGGCGGCAGCCCUAAGAGCGGCGUAUGAACGUCGGGCAUCCAAGCACCCACCAGCCAAGGAACUCGGAAUCGCGGGAGGUGGGGCAGAAGGCAACGAGUUGUGGAGGGUACCGCCACCUCCCUCCACGGAGGGUGCUGAGGGUGAGGGGCGCACACCAAGCCCCAGUGCUCGGAGGCGGGCCGAGAGCAACUUUGCAGCCAAGAAUGCGUACGUGGCGAACCGAAAGUUUGAUACGGAUGAAACCGCGGAAGAUCGUCUAUUGCUGGCUGGGCUGCGAAGACUGAGUGAUGGCAAUCGGGCACCUGGGGGAGGUUGCGACACUGACAGGCUUCGAAAAGAUGAUUUAGGUGGUGAUUCCACGUUCCGAGAACAAGUGCCGGGUGCUCGGGCGUGGAGCAGCGGUGCAGUCUCAAACAGUCGUGACGGACGCGACAGCAAACGCCGACCGUUGGACUACGGCGCAGUCUCCCCAGGGGGUAUUCGGGCCGAGAGUCGGUACGUAUUUCCGGACGGCUCGGUGAGACGGAGGCUGGAGACACCCGCUGCAGAAGGCGGGGUGGGUGACGGAGGCGGUGGUGGUGGUGGCGUCCCAAUGCCACUUGUUGGGACAUCCAGGAUAGCCUCAGCUGACCUGUCCUUCGCCCUCGGAAUCGACUCUCUUCGAGGAGGUGGCAACGGUGCCGCUGGUGAUGACGUCGAGAAAGCGUCCUGGCGACGGCGCGGUACCGGUAGGACGGGGAGUCGCGACAACGAGGGUGGGGAGCACCGAGGGCCAGGGGCGGCACCAGGUGCAGAGUGGGCCCCAGUCGGGCGACCUCCCCGCGCCUUCGUCCCGUUCCUCAACCUUCCAGUUUCGAACGGCAAGGCAAACGGCAACAACAGCAAAGAGGGGCGAUGGGCCAGUCGUGACAGCGACGGCAGCGACUCGCCAUAUUUCCUUCCACCGGUGUACUCUGCCGCCGUGAACGGGCGAAGCAAGCGGCGAGGGCGCCCUUUGGCGGGGAUCGGGGGCGUUCUUGUCUCGCCGGGGAGGGCGAUGCUCACAGGGCCCGGUAGACCUGGAACGGGAGCGACCUCUCCGGAGCGGCCGGCGUACGGGGAGACGGGUAGCGGGCACCAUCGCCGUCGGCAGUCGCGUCAACGUGCACGCCGCGAGGGCGCCGAUCUUGGCAGUACCUCUAUUGGUGACGAAGAGUUCUCUGACGAUUGUGAAAGCGUGGGAUCUGGAUCAACGGACGUUGAGUUUUUGCGGCGACGUGCAGAGGCGAAACUCAAAUCUCUUGAUCGACGGGAAGCCGCGGAAAAAGCGAAAGAGAAAGAACUGAACUUGCUCGUGGCGUCAUCACCCGCCCGAGGAACGACUGACGUGACCACGCCCGAAGCGCCGGCAAUGCAUUCGCGGGCGGUAGGCGGGGUAAGGCUCGCCUUACCGACCCACAACACCGCGCGGCGGACAAUUAGCGCGGCUAGCAGUAGCAGCAGCCGAUCGUUGAUGUAUUCCCGUCGAAAGAAACGACCAGGAACCAACAAAAGCGAGAGCAGCAUGUUGGGGGACUCCAGAUGGGCAGAACAACUAAAAUAG